GCUCCCCCAGUUCGGGCUGCAAGCUCCCCAUUCGACGAAAGCGAUGCGGACACCAUCCUACGCUCAUCUGAUUUUGUCGACUUCUCUGUGCACCGCUUGAUUCUGUGCAAAGCCUCACCAUUGUUCGAGGACAUGCUCUCUCUACCCCAGUCACCCGGCAAUGGAGACAUACCAAACGGCGAGACUAGGAACGGUAAACCUGUUAUCCAAAUGACAGAGGACUCCCGAACACUCGACCAUGUUCUUCGAUUCUGCUAUCCAAUACCUGACCCUCCUCUUCCUUAUAUCGAAGACGUGAAACAUGCUCUGCGAGCAUCAGACAAACUUCAGCUCGAAGUCGUCCAGGUCGGAGCUUCCCGACGGUUGAUCACUAUGGCUGAGGACGAGCCCGAGCGCGCCUACGCCAUCGCCUGGCUCUUUGAGCUGCCCGACGUCGCUAUCGUUGCAGCCAGACAUACCCUUCGCCACCCACUCCUCACUGGCCCUUCCAUCGCAGAAUUCUCUGAAAUUCCAGCGAGCGCUCUAUACGCUCUACUUCAGUACCAGCGUGAAUGCAUUGAAGAGGCCAUA
This is a messenger RNA of Stereum hirsutum FP-91666 SS1, 570 nucleotides long. RefSeq lists its product as uncharacterized. The annotation marks the transcript as partial. NCBI's taxonomy places the organism in Eukaryota, Fungi, Basidiomycota, Agaricomycetes, Russulales, Stereaceae. The record is from RefSeq and is a predicted model, not a curated record. Gene Ontology annotation, molecular function: protein binding. The transcript has a single exon.